AUGAAAUCCAGUGACAUGGAGUGCUGACCACCAACCAGCUACAUUGGAUUUCAGCAGAACUGCAGGAUACAAAAUUAGCAUGAAGAAAUCAGGGUUACUUUUAUUGGCACGACCUUGGUGCACUGCAGCCUCUGCCUCCCCGGACUCAAGCGAUUCUCCUGCCUCAGCCUCCUGAGUAGCUGGGACUACAGGCACCCGCCAUGCCCUGCUAAUUUUUGUAUUUUUAGUAGAGGCAGGGUUUCACCAUGUUGGCCAGGCUGGUCUUGAACUACUGACCUUACGUGAUCCACCCACCUCGGCCUCCCAAAGUUCUGGGAUUACAGGCAUGAGCCAUUUUCCUCUCAAGGCGUGGCCUUUUUCCUCUAACUCUUUAAAGAUUCUACUCCAUUGUUUCUUUCAUCCUAUGUUCUAUUGACAUCUAAUGUCAGCUUGAUGCUUAUUCCUUAAUUAGUAAUCUGCUCUUUCUCUCUUAAAAUUCUCUAUUUGUCUUCGAUAUUCUUAAAAUUCAGUACAAUGUAUUUAAUUGUGCAUUUUUGCUGUCUGUUUUAUUUGGCCCUGUAUGAGCCCUUGCAAUCUAAGGUCUUUCGUCUUUAAUUUUGGAGAGUGUUUCUUCUUUGUUUCUUUAAAUAUUUUCUCAUCUACUUUUCUCUCCUGGGGCUUCUAUUGUUAGAUUGUUGGACCUGCUAUUUCUAACCUUUAUAGCCUUUAGAUUUUCUUUAAAUUAAAGAAAAAAAAAACUGUGUUUAUUCUUUCCUGCUACCUACUGUGGAAGCCUGUUCUUUGUAACUACUCAUCUUUGAAUGAGGUAAGUUUUCCCUGUAUCACUAUUCAUAGGAAGACUGAGUGGUUGAGAGCUCCGAGUUCUGGGCUAAGAGAAAUUUUUCUUAUAUCUCAGGUUUAUUUAUGAAUUUUUUCCUUCAUAUUUCCCCAGCCAAUGGAUAUAGGUUGCUGUAGGACUAGUCGAGAGGCAAGGUUUAUCUUCUCCCUCCAUCACACUGCUUUCUGAAAAUACACUUGUUUGUGUAAUUCCUUCAGCCCUACUUCUUUUGUUUCUCUGAAGCAAAGUAGGUCUAGGAAAGCUCUUGCUGCCAGCCUAUACACCCUGCUGUGAGAGAUUUCGGUUUUGUAUUGAAGGUGUGCUCCUAGAAGCAGCAUACAUACUGAUUCUUUACAUCUGCAGCUGGGUGCAUCCUCUCUUCUCCCCAGUCCUGUUCAUGGCUACUCCUUUUGAUGCCUUUCUAUCUAUCUCUUGGUUCAUCUUUCUUGUAGCUUUAUUGAAGAUUUCUCAUUCUCCUUGUCAUUUUUUUUAAUUUUUGGAGAUUUACAAGAGGAGAAAAGGAAUAUGUCAUUUUUAUACUGCCAUCUUCACAUUGCCAUCUUCGAACAGGAAGUCUAAGCCAUCUUAGAAAUUCUUGUAUUUUCAGCUUGUAGCAAUUAUUUCACAGUAAUGAGUUCUAUUAGUCUGCUAACUGAAUGUAAAACAGUUUAUUCAUUUUUUUCAAAAUGUGCCUCUCUUGUUCCAUUAUUUCAGGAUUGGCAAAUACUAUAUUUACCCACAGGAUAGCCAUCUUGAAUUUAAAUAUUUUCACUAUAUCCUACCCUCCAAAUUUUAUCUUUUUACAUAAAGAUCACUAUUGUCAUAAGCCAGCCACUCAUCCUCUUCCAUGGGCCAUCUCUAAGAAUCUAAAACUGAGUUCAUUAUCCUAUGUGCGGCCACACCAUUGUUUUGUACAAAGUCACCCCUGAAUAUUGGUUUGUGAGCAUUCUGGUAUUCCUUGCUGCCAAUGCCAAAGAGCAGAGCUCUGCCCUCCAAUGACAGUGAUAUUUAAAAAAUAAAUCUAUGAAAGUCAUUCCUUGCCUUCUGGAAUCUCCCAUUCUAGAGUCUAGUUUAGGAAAGCUCUCUCUCUCUCUCUCUGACACACACACACACACACACACACACUACCACCACCAUCACCACCAACAAUAAAAGACUUAAGAACACUUAAUAAUGUGUAAAAAGUGGCAAAGUAGCAAAACGAAACUAUAUUUGUAACUGCUGUGGAGUCACAGAGCAGUAGUUGUCACUGUUGGGUUAAGGGAAGUCUCUCUGCAAAUAGGAAGUUUUACGUGGAGUUUAAACAAACGAUAGUUUAAGUCAUUGCUGGACAAUUUAUUAGCUCUAUAAUCUUGAGCAAAAUGACUGGUCUUUCCAAAAACCAGUUAACUCUGUCAUAAAAUAGUAUCUGCCUCAAAGAGAUUUUUUAAGUUAACUGAGAUAACACAUGCAAAACCCUUAGCACAAUGCAUGGCACAUAAUAAGUAUUCAGGAAAUCUCAGCUAUUAUUUUUAUGAGGAGAGAAAUUGAGUUACUGCAGAGGAGGUGAACAUUUUUGGCAUGAAGGCCUGAGGUUUUGCAUGAGGAUGUCAUGUAUGAAAGAGAGGAAGUAGAGUACUUAAACCAGAGAAGAGAUUCCAUUUAGAAAGCCAUUAGAUGGAGGUGUGGUGGUGGGUGGGAGUGGUGAGGAGAGGGAGCUGUACAAAUGAUGAAUUAAGGCCAAGUGGAAGAGCUUUAAUUUGAUAUGAUGAACAACAAUAGCUACCGCAUAACAAGGGGAUCCCAUUAAAGCAGCUUUCACGGAUUCCCUGGGACUGCAUUCCUCAAUAAAAUAUUAUCACAUAAAUUUUUACUUCUGGCUUUAAUUCUUAGGGAAACUGGGCCAAAAAAGAAGAAUAAACUCUAAGAAGUACUAUGAGGGAGGAAUGAGGACUUGGUAGUGGUGUAACUGUGUAUGGCAAAGAUUAGGGGGAAGUUUAAAGAUUAGCUCCAAGUUUGUGGGCCUGGGGACCUGGGGAUGGAGGUGGAGUGAAGGUAAUUUUCAUAGUGGUGAGGAAAGGGGGAAGUUAAGAAUCAGCCCUAGUGCUCCUUACGGUAUGAGAGGGGCUUGUCUAUAUCCCAAAUAUAUGGUUUAAAAGUCUCUGGGUCUCCUGGGUCACAGCCCUCACCCUGUGUCCCCUUAUCGCUCUUUGAUAGGUCUACAUUUAAUAUGAGGUUGGGACAAUCUUGAGUUUUACCCUUAACUAUUUUAUGGCAUAAGGUUUAAUAAAGAGGAAUCCAGUCAGGAUGACAGACUUAUGAAAUCAUUCUCCCAAUCUUUAUUUUAAUAUAUAGUUUAACAACAGAAAAACCUAAACAUAACACUACCAUUUUUUUUUAGAAAAAAAAUAAAGCAGACUAAAGUAACAAAGGCAUUUGUCUAAAUUGGCUGUAAUGAGACCAAAGAACCCUUGUAAAGCAGAUACGAAAACAAAAGCAAGGACUGGAGUGUGAAGAAGAAGGGAAAACAUUUGAAAACUUUUAUUUCCAAGCCUACCAAUCAGUAAAUAUUAUCCCCCAUUGUGAAUGAACCCCAUAUGAGGCUCUCUGCAGGUGGAUACUAAAGAAAUCCUAGGCAUUAGAUAUAUUCUCAGAGAACAUGAAAUGUGGUAGGAGGUAUAGGCCUCAUGAGAAUAAACUAAAUCAGGAUAUUUACACAGAACCAUCAAGUCCAGUACAGACUGAAGUAUGCAGCUGCUGUCCACCCAAAGUAGCUCAAAUCUAACGUGCUCAAAAGUAGAACUCAUCUGCUCUUUCUUUUGUAGUUCCUAUUUCAGUUGGAGGCAUCCAGUUGCUUGUGCCAGAAAGCUGGUUACCAUUCUUGACUCCUUCUUCUCCCUUCCCCUCCCUCUCUAUCAUUAUUUAAAUGACCAAAUACUAUCAGCUUUAACCCAAAUGUUUUUCAAAUCUGCCUCUAGGGGAGGCAGCCUGUGUAAACAGCAGUGUAGGCUAACAUUAUUCCAGCUUAGAUAUCUACGGGGAGGAAUCUCUUUAGACUCAAAUUUCUUUUCUAAGUGAGUGAAAUACAAUGACUUUCAAACCUAACAAAAUCAGGAACUUGUCUGCACCCUUCCAUCUGUGGGAAAUUGACAUGGACUCCUAAAGAUUGCUGUACAUGUCAAACCAAAUGGCAGAUAGAAAAGGUGGGGCCUGUUGGGGGGUAGGGGCAAGGGGAGGGAGAACAUUAGGACAUAUACCUAAUGCAUGCAGGGCUUAAAACCUAGAUGGGUUGAUAGGUGCAGCAAACCACCAUGUCACAUGUAUACCUAUGUAACAAGCCUGCAUGUUCUGCACAUGCAUACCAGAACUUAAAAUAAAAUAAAAUAAAAUAAAAUAAAAUAAAAUAAAAUAAAAUAAAAUAAAAUAAAGGGUGGUUGAGGACCCAAAGGACCCUAAUAAUGUCAACACAAACACAUUUUGUUGGACAUUCUUAAGUCUUCCUCUGACUUGGUACUGCAUGUGCUAAUCUUGGAAAAGUCAGCUGCCAGAACUUUGGGAAGCAGAAAAUUGGAUACAUGAGCUUGAUUAUUCAAAUAAAUGAUUUGAUACCUAAAUUAUCUGGAUAAUUGCCUCCUUAUGGUCUAGGGCAACCUGACCCCCCCAUACUCCUAGAGCCACAGGAAAUCUGAGAGUCAUAAUUGCCUGUGGGAAACUAAAUAGAGUGAGGGGGUGUCUGCAGAGUAGGAAAUGAAAACCAACUGUUCAAAGUGGCAAAUGAGUAACGUGUUCAUUGUGACAGGUAGAAAAUCAGCCCAGGCUGGGAGGAAGUCAGGAGAGUAAAUUUUGGUUGGUGUCUGACAAGUUCCUCAUCCUGUCUAUUUUUUAAACUUUGGUUGAUUUAUUCCCGAGUAACCCUUACCCAGUGUUAGUUUCUUGUUUAUUCUAUGCUCACAUAGCACCAGGGAACUGUACCACAUAUUUGCACUUAUUUAUAUGCUGCUUUGUAAAUGUUUUUAAGCCCUUUUUCUACAUGUGUGCCAUGUUUUCUGAAGUGGAUUUAUGUUCUUUGAUGUAGUCUCUUCAAUAGUCAUUUCCUGCUUUCCUCUCAUUUGCAUUUUACAGCUCUGUUCAUUUGAUAUUGUCUCAUGAAGACCUCCAUGUAACUUCUUAAUAACUUUAUCUACACUUUGCCCUCCUUCUGCUGUUGAGUAAAAGUAUGAAAGCAAUGCUGCAUGUGCAGUCAAGAUAUAGUACACCUGCUAUUAGGUUUCUGCUUUACAGUGAUCUGCUUUAAGACAACAACUCAAGCAACUCUGCAUCUAAAAGCCUGGAUUCCUUGUGCAUACUUUGUGUCAUUGUCCAUGAUGCACAACAAGCUGAGCCCCUUCCUGUUCCCACAUAACAACAUGGACUUUGCCCUACUCUGCUUGGAAACCCCUUUCCCCUUCUGCACUUGGGAAGUCAGCAAGAAACUCAUGCUUCAAACCCUAGCUCAGAGGGUUGAGAACCUAGCUCCUCUCCCAGGCAAUAUUCACUCAUCUCAUCUGCUCCCAGAAUACUGUUUACAAACAUUUUCUAAGGCCCAUGACCAUUUUAUGAUUUUGUUUUGUUUUCACAUUGGUCUUCACCAAAAUGCAUACUUCAAGACCACCGCUUAUUCAUUUUUAUAACCACAUUACCAAAUACUGCAGCUGUCACACAAUGGAUACUCAUAAAAUAUUGGAGAAUAAAUAUUCAGGGGAUAAGUUCUUGUGUGGAAUGUUGAUAGUUCUCUGUUCUAUAUUCCCAUCCCUCCAAGGAGCCUGCCAGGAUGAAUUCUUCCAGCUUCAUUCUUCAUACGCCUUCUCUGCCUCAAGAACCAGUGUCCUGCUGGUCCCAGUCCGUCCCUGCUGUUAUCCCAACUCUUCCAUUAAUUGGCAGAGGCAGAAUGGGGCCCCGAGAUAUUUUCAAAGCUGAAUGAAGAAAGCUGUAUUAGGAAAACAGUUAUAAGAUGAAGUUGAUUUAUUUUCUGAUCUCUGAAGGCUUUUAUUAGUGCGACGGGGGCAGGAAAGGAGGAACAAUAUAGCUAGACAGAGGUCCCUUUCUCACACUAGCUCCUGCCCUGGAUAGCAGGGUAGUGGGUGGGAGGUGGGGGAUUGCCUACAGUCAUAAUCCCCCCUACCGACAUUCUUACCCUCAUUUUCUUGCCUCAGGGCCCCCCAACCAAAAGGGAGUCUGUAACUGUAAUUAAGCAGUCUGUAAUCAACAAAGUCCCAUUAAGAAAUAAUGAGGCCAGUAAUGCAGUGGUUGCCAUUGGUGGGGGAUUAGUGAAACUCGUGGUUUCCUGCAGCUCUCUCACUUUCUGAGGAAGUGUUGGGGAGGGGAUAAAUUGUCGACUCAGCACUAUUAGCAUUAGUCCCUGCACUCUCCCCCAUACUCUCCAGUUAAACAUCUUGCUGAAAUUGGUUGGAUGUGUUAGGUGGGACAUCACUGCCAUCUCUGAUAAAGGCAUGCAUGUGAGUUCCUUGCUGGCAGGGUUACAUCAUAGUCAUCUCUGCAUUCCCAGUGCCUGGCACAUCAUAAGUGCCCAAUAAAUGUUCCAUGAAUGCCAGGAGAGAGUGGGUUAAAAGUGCACAUUAAGCCUAAGACCCAAAUGUCCCACCUUCUUGCUUAAGACAUUCUCAAAAAGAUUGUGGCUCCAGAAGAUGGCCGAAUAGGAACAGCUCCGGUCUCCAGCUCCCAGCCUGAGCGACACAGAAGACGGGUGAUUUCUGCAUUUCGGUUUGAGAAUGGAUGAGCGACCCCACGCAUGGACUGGUCUCUGCAAGCACUGAUGAAACAGACCUGGGCACAUCGUGAUUUGCAGUUUUCCUGGCGCCAUGAGCAAGAUCAGCGAGGCCGUGAAGCGCGCCCGCGCCGCCUUCAGCUCGGGCAGGACCCGCCCGCUGCAGUUCCGGAUCCAGCAGCUGGAGGCGCUGAGGCGCCUGAUCCAGGAGCAGGAGCAGGAGCUGGUGGGCGCGCUGGCCGCAGACCUACACAAGAACGAAUGGAACGCCUACUAUGAGGAGGUGGUGUACGUCCUAGAGGAGAUCGAGUACAUGAUCCAGAAGCUUCCCGAGUGGGCCGCGGACGAGCCUGUGGAGAAGACGCCCCAGACUCAGCAGGAUGAGCUCUACAUCCACUCGGAGCCACUGGGCGUGGUCCUCGUCAUUGGCACCUGGAACUACCCCUUCAACCUCACCAUCCAGCCCAUGGUGGGCGCCAUCGCUGCAGGGAACGCGGUGGUCCUCAAGCCCUCGGAGCUGAGUGAAAACAUGGCGAGCCUGCUGGCUACCAUCAUCCCCCAGUACCUGGACAAGGAUCUGUACCCAGUAAUCAAUGGGGGUGUCCCUGAGACCACGGAGCUGCUCAAGGAGAGGUUCGACCAUAUCCUGUACACGGGCAGCACGGGGGUGGGGAAGAUCAUCAUGACGGCUGCUGCCAAGCACCUGACCCCUGUCACGCUGGAGCUGGGAGGGAAGAGUCCCUGCUACGUGGACAAGAACUGUGACCUGGACGUGGCCUGCCGACGCAUCGCCUGGGGGAAAUUCAUGAACAGUGGCCAGACCUGCGUGGCCCCUGACUACAUCCUCUGUGACCCCUCGAUCCAGAACCAAAUUGUGGAGAAGCUCAAGAAGUCACUGAAAGAGUUCUACGGGGAAGAUGCCAAGAAAUCCUGGGACUAUGGAAGAAUCAUUAGUGCCCGGCACUUCCAGAGGGUGAUGGGCCUGAUUGAGGGCCAGAAGGUGGCUUAUGGGGGCACCGGGGAUGCGGCCACUCGCUACAUAGCCCCCACCAUCCUCACGGACGUGGACCCCCAGUCCCCAGUGAUGCAGGAGGAGAUCUUCGGGCCUGUGCUGCCCAUCGUGUGCGUGCGCAGCCUGGAGGAGGCCAUCCAGUUCAUCAACCAGCGUGAGAAGCCCCUGGCCCUCUACGUGUUCUCCAGCAACGACAAGGUGAUUAAGAAGAUGAUUGCAGAGACAUCCAGUGGUGGGGUGGCAGCCAACGAUGUCAUCGUCCACAUCACCUUGCACUCUCUGCCCUUCGGGGGCGUGGGGAACAGCGGCAUGGGGUCCUACCACGGCAAGAAGAGCUUUGAGACCUUCUCUCACCGCCGCUCCUGCCUGGUGAGGCCUCUGAUGAAUGAUGAAGCCCUGAAAGUCAGAUACCCCCCGAGCCCGGCCAAGAUGACCCGGCACUGAGGAGGGGUUGCUCCACCUGGCCUGUUCAUACUGUGUCCCAUCGGAGUGUGGACCACCCUCGCUGGCUCUCCUGGCCCUGGGAGAAUCGCUCCUGCAGCCCCAGCCCGGCCCCGCUCCUCUGCUGACCUGCUGACCUGUGCACAUCCCACUCCCACAUGGGCCCAGGCCUCACCAUUCCAAGUCCCCACCCCUUUCUAGACCAAUAAAGAGACGAAUACAAUUUUCUAACUCAGCAAA
Messenger RNA from Symphalangus syndactylus (siamang), 8253 nucleotides. It is a transcript of the gene ALDH3A1, whose product is annotated as aldehyde dehydrogenase 3 family member A1. Lineage: Eukaryota; Metazoa; Chordata; Mammalia; Primates; Hylobatidae. Gene Ontology annotation, molecular function: aldehyde dehydrogenase (NAD+) activity; 3-chloroallyl aldehyde dehydrogenase activity. Gene Ontology annotation, cellular component: cytoplasm. Gene Ontology annotation, biological process: aldehyde metabolic process. The record is from RefSeq and is a predicted model, not a curated record.